Polistes canadensis is the source of this 813-nucleotide messenger RNA. RefSeq names its product cytochrome b5-related protein (gene Cyt-b5-r). Lineage: Eukaryota; Metazoa; Arthropoda; Insecta; Hymenoptera; Vespidae. The annotation marks the transcript as partial. The transcript is spliced from 4 exons. Gene Ontology annotation, cellular component: mitochondrion. The record is from RefSeq and is a predicted model, not a curated record.
GCACAUCAUCUAACCGAUAAAGCAGAAAGAAUUUUACCCAAAUUUUAUAUUCGUGAUGCAACGGUGCCCAGAACAAUACCAUUAACCUUUGAACCUAAUGGUUUUUAUCGUACUUUUAAGAAACGUGCAUUGGAGGCUCUCAAAAAUGUUGAUUUUCAUCGACCCUCAUUGAAUUCUAAUCUCAUUGCUGAUACUUUCUUUACUAUUACAGUCACAUUAUGCUUGGCUUCUGUUUAUUUUCAAUCAUCUUGGGGAUUAAUCUUGACGAUUCUUGCUGGGUUAUUUCUCGCAUGGACUACAAUCAUAGGUCAUAAUUAUUUUCAUAUGAGAGAUAAUUUUCGUAUGUAUUAUUUCGAUAUUAGUUUGAUGUCAUCUAAAGAUUGGCGAAUCACGCACGCCAUGAGUCAUCAUCUUUAUCCAAAUACUAUUUGGGAUUAUGAAAUUUAUGUUUUUGAACCUAUACUUAAUUGGUUACCGAAUAAAAACAAGAAUACGUUGAAAAUAUUUUUAGGAUAUAUUUACACACCAAUAGUUUACACUUUGUCAUUCAUUUUUCAAGGUAUUAAAAGGUAUUAUUCGGUAAUAUGGGAAUAUAAAACUUUUGAAUUCAGAGAUGCAGUACCAUUACUUCUUCCAAUUGUAAUGUCAUUUUUUGCGCCAAAUAUAUUAAUCUCUAUUAAAACUUGGUUAAUAAUCAUUUUUAUAAGUAGCAUUGUAUUCAAUUUUAUCGGACUUAAUGCUGCUCACCAUCAUCCGAAUAUAUUUCACGAUGGGGAUAUUUGUCGAUGCAUUGUAAGAGCUGUUUUUAUGUAA